Messenger RNA from Geodia barretti, 243 nucleotides. Lineage: Eukaryota; Metazoa; Porifera; Demospongiae; Tetractinellida; Geodiidae. The record is from the annotation of a GenBank genome assembly.
CUGCUGACCAACAUCAUAGACAAGUUCAGUGGCGGCCCCGUGGGGCUGGAAACCCUGGCUGCGUCGCUGAGCGAGGAUUCUGACACGGUGAUGGAAGUCUGGGAGCCUUACCUGAUGCAAUUGGGGUUCCUGGAGCGUACACCCCGGGGCAGAAUCACCACAAGACGCGCUUACGAACACCUGGGCCGCGAACUGCCCGGGUCCCUGGAAGAUACUGACCAGGGGCGAUUCACGGGGUUUUAG